UCGAGUUUGUGUGGCGGCCGCCGCGGGAACGCGAACCCGGUAAUUUUUCAACGGAGAAAGGCGAGGCUUUCGGGCUUGGCCGAGUGAGAGUGAGCGAGUGUCGGGCUCCAGCAGCUCUCUUCUUACGUGACAGCGGGCAUGGAGCACGAGCGGAGGAAACAGCCUGGCGGCGAGGCCGUGGCUCCCGCGCGGCUGGAGUCGCCCUGGUCCGAGUGUGGGGAGGAGCCGCAGAAUCCGAAUCCCGAGAAAAAACAACGGUGCAGAUUUGAUGGCCAAGAAACAAAAGGAUCUAAGUUCAUUACGUCCAGUGCAAGUGAUUUCAGUGACCCAGUUUACAAAGAGAUUGCUAUUACGAAUGGAUGCAUUAAUAGAAUGAGUAAGGAAGAACUCAGAGCUAAGCUUUCAGAAUUCAAGCUUGAAACCAGAGGAGUAAAGGAUGUACUAAAGAAAAGGCUGAAAAACUAUUACAAGAAGCAGAAGUUGAUGUUGAAAGAGGGUGGUUGUGCUGACAGUUACUAUGACUACAUUUGUAUCAUUGAUUUUGAAGCCACUUGUGAAGAGGGUAACCCACCUGAGUUUAUACAUGAAAUAAUUGAAUUUCCUGUGGUUUUACUGAAUACCCAUACCUUAGAAAUAGAAGAUACCUUUCAGCAGUAUGUGAGACCAGAGAUUAACACACAACUUUCUGAUUUCUGCAUCAACCUAACUGGAAUUACUCAGGAUCAGGUAGACAGAGCUGAUACCUUCCCUCAGGUACUAAAAAAAGUAAUUGACUGGAUGAAAUCGAAGGAGUUAGGAACAAAGUAUAAAUAUUGCAUAUUGACAGAUGGUUCGUGGGAUAUGAGUAAGUUCCUGAACAUUCAGUGCCGGCUAAGCAGGCUCAAAUAUCCUCCUUUUGCUAAAAAGUGGAUCAAUAUUCGAAAGUCGUAUGGGAACUUUUACAAGGUUCCUAGAAGCCAAACCAAAUUGACAAUAAUGCUUGAAAAGCUAGGAAUGGAUUAUGAUGGACGGCCUCACAGUGGUCUUGACGACUCUAAGAACAUUGCCAGAAUAGCAGUUCGAAUGCUUCAAGAUGGAUGUGAACUCCGAAUUAAUGAGAAAAUGCAUGCAGGACAGCUAAUGAGUGUGUCUUCUUCGUUACCAAUAGAGGGCACUCCAGCUCCACAAAUGCCACAUUCUAGAAAAUAACAGCAUUUUUGCCCUUUGCCCAUGGAUCAUUCACUCUAACUGGAGUUACUACAAAGAGGUAGCAGAUGAAUACUUAUUGAAUUAGUCCUGCAGUGCAGUGCAAAAUUUAAGCACCUUAAACAUUUAA
This is a messenger RNA of Hyaena hyaena (striped hyena), 1315 nucleotides long. It is a transcript of the gene ERI1, whose product is annotated as exoribonuclease 1. The coding region runs from base 139 to 1188 and encodes 349 amino acids. The transcript has 7 exons. Gene Ontology annotation, biological process: exonucleolytic trimming to generate mature 3'-end of 5.8S rRNA from tricistronic rRNA transcript (SSU-rRNA, 5.8S rRNA, LSU-rRNA). The record is from RefSeq and is a predicted model, not a curated record. Gene Ontology annotation, molecular function: nucleic acid binding; 3'-5'-RNA exonuclease activity. NCBI's taxonomy places the organism in Eukaryota, Metazoa, Chordata, Mammalia, Carnivora, Hyaenidae. Gene Ontology annotation, cellular component: cytoplasm; nucleolus.